CUCCCUUCUCUUUUCCAUAACCACUCUUUCUCUCUCUCUAGAUCUCGCAGGGGUUGCCAUGGAAGAGAACAUACCCAUACAAGAAGCAGCUUCCGCUGGCUUGAAGAGCAUGGAGCAUCUCAUUCGUCUCCUUUCUUCUUCUGCUUCUUCUUCUUCUUCUUCUUCUUCUUCUUCUUCUUCCUCACACCACCACCGUCUUAAUCUCAACCACCUUGACUGCACCCAGAUCACCGACUUCACCGUCUCCAAGUUCAAACAAGUCAUCAACCUCUUGAAUCGCACCGGUCAUGCUCGCUUUCGUCGUGCACCUUCACAACCUCAGCCCCAAACACUAACUCUUCAUUUUGCAAAUCCCAACUCUUCUACCCAACCCUCUACCUCUAAGACCAAGGAAGCCUCCACCUUUAGCAUAUCCCCUCCCAUGUCCAUGUCCAUGUCCAUGUCCAUGUCCACCACCACCUCCUCCUUCAUCUCCUCCAUCACCGCCGACGGCAGCGUCUCCGACGGCAAGAUCGGCCCCUUCCUCCCUCCCAAACCCCCUCUCUCCUCCUCCCACCGCAAAAGAUGCCACGACGCCACCCUCUCUUCCUCCGCAAACUGCCAUUGCUCCAAGAGAAGGAAAUCUCGUGUGAAAAGAAUGAUUCGUGUGCCGGCGAUAAGUUCGAAGAUGGCUGAUAUCCCAGCGGACGAGUACUCAUGGAGAAAGUACGGUCAAAAGCCCAUCAAGGGAUCACCCUACCCACGUGGCUACUACAAGUGCAGUAGCGUAAGAGGCUGUCCAGCCAGGAAGCACGUCGAGCGUGCCCAGGACGACCCCAACAUGCUCAUCGUUACCUACGAGGGGGACCACCGCCAUCCGCAACCGCGUCUCCGACAAACUACCGGACCCUCCGCCGCUGUUGCCUCUCCGGAGAUCGGAAAAUUCUGACGCCCACACUCAUUCGACGUGCAAAGGAAAGAAGCAAACUCAACUUUUGCUUUCUUGCCUGUGACCUUUCUGGACCAAAAGACUCCACUACUAGAUGGAUAAGGACUUUUCUGUAAAUUUUACAAAAACAAAAAACAAACAAUUAUCAAAUAUACUUGCUUUUUUUUUCUUUUUUUUUUUUAAAAUUUCUUGAGUUGAAUUUGAAUGAGAGUAUAAGGCUUUACAUACACUGACAUGAAUUUAUUUAUUCUUAUUUUAGUUUUAUGGGACAAUGGCAUGAAAUGGGUUAGACUUUGGGCCACCCCACCUACAUAUAUAUUUUUUGUGUUGGUUGGAUUGAAAUAUAUAUUAUUUAUAUCGGA
Molecule: messenger RNA, 1290 nt
Organism: Cajanus cajan (pigeon pea)
Lineage: Eukaryota; Viridiplantae; Streptophyta; Magnoliopsida; Fabales; Fabaceae
Product: putative WRKY transcription factor 11
Biological process (GO): regulation of DNA-templated transcription
Molecular function (GO): DNA-binding transcription factor activity; sequence-specific DNA binding
Source: RefSeq, a predicted model, not a curated record